Molecule: messenger RNA, 1083 nt
Organism: Annulohypoxylon truncatum
Lineage: Eukaryota; Fungi; Ascomycota; Sordariomycetes; Xylariales; Hypoxylaceae
Product: ribosomal protein S13
Exons: 2
Coding region: 231-593 (120 amino acids)
Biological process (GO): translation
Cellular component (GO): mitochondrion; small ribosomal subunit; ribosome
Molecular function (GO): RNA binding; structural constituent of ribosome
Source: RefSeq, a predicted model, not a curated record
AGUUUGGGUUGCUCAGAUCAGCUCAGAUUCACCAUCAACCAAUCAUAAGAGCCGCUAUUCGGUAAAUUCAUAGAAAGCCUCAAUCUUUCUACCAUCACCACAAAUCUCAAGAAUAUUGCGACAGUACAUACCGGCGCUCUGGUGCUAAUUCGCCCAAGAUGGUAGGCCCUCCAAAUAUUUCGAGUUAUUUUUAAUGGGAUACAGCUAUUAAGAUAUUACAGGUGCUCAUAAUGGGAGUUAACUUCCACGAGAAGAAGUUGGUCAAGAAAGCACUUGAAACUUUCUAUGGGCUUGGACCACAAUCCUCUGCGCGUAUACUAGCGAAGUACACGAUACAUCCACAAGCCAGACUCGGCACUAUUGCCCCGAAGACGAUCACAGCUUUAACAACCGAAUUGUCCACCAUGACGAUAGAGAACGAUGCCAGGCGAAUAGUACAAGACAACAUCAAACGGCUGAGAGACAUGGGAACGUAUAGAGGAAGAAGACAUGCUAUGGGCCUGCCCGUGCGCGGACAGAGGACGAGGACACAGAUCGAGACGGCGAAGAAGCUCAACACCCUCGAGAGAGGAGGGACAUAUUCCAAGAUUUGAAGACAUUUCCUGGACAUACUUAGCUCAUGAGUAUAGGAAUGAAACAUGUCCCGAAAUCGAGUUCAUAAGAAUCCUUAGGAAAGGCGUUGAACGGGUGUUUAUAGCAGCUUCUGGGCCUCUAGGAAUAGGAAGAGCCGAGAAUAGACGUAUUCUUUAUAAGCUACUACUACUGUACAGGUAGUCUAGGGACAUUAUUCCCUUACAUAAUUAAACGUAGAUGCCACAUUUCAAGGACAUUAAGAUCUCAUGAAAUGUUAUCUACAGCACUAUCUUAAACGACUAAAAACUUACCAAUUUGAUCAUAUUGCCCCAUGUCUGUAUAAUGACAUAUGACUAUUUUAAUUACUACUACGUAUUUAGGUAGGUAGUGACAUCUGAUCAAUUAUUUUGGAGGGUCGCUUACCCCAUUGAAAAUGACCGCAGGCUAAUUUACCAGUAAAGCAUCAUGGGAUACAAGAAGUAGACGUCAAGGAUCAUGCAGAGUCGCUUA